This is a messenger RNA of Serpula lacrymans var. lacrymans S7.9, 1590 nucleotides long. RefSeq lists its product as uncharacterized. The record is from RefSeq and is a predicted model, not a curated record. The transcript is spliced from 6 exons. Gene Ontology annotation, molecular function: ATP hydrolysis activity; ATP binding. Gene Ontology annotation, cellular component: mitochondrial inner membrane. Bases 169 to 1590 code for a protein of 473 amino acids. NCBI's taxonomy places the organism in Eukaryota, Fungi, Basidiomycota, Agaricomycetes, Boletales, Serpulaceae. Gene Ontology annotation, biological process: protein insertion into mitochondrial inner membrane from matrix; mitochondrial respiratory chain complex III assembly.
GACUCAUUGCCAAAUUUAAAGCCACCUUUCUUUUAUUUCUCUUUGUGACCGAGGCUAUAUUCUUUGGAGCCACGUCUUAUUCAAACACCUGAAUUGGCACAAUAUUCAGACGAAGAACAAUCGCGAUACUUUCGCGUCUCUUCUUUCUUUCUUCAACAUUCGAGUAUUAUGAGUACCCCACCAACAGGACCGUCAACCAGUGCGGCUCUUGACGGACAACUGGUCAAUACAACCCUACUUCCACCUAAUAUCGAGAAUGCGGGAGCAAAUUCGCCGUUAAAUGCAUUGUUUGGUGACAACCCGUACUUUCAAGCCGGUUUAGGACUAAUGGGCUUCGGUGUUGGUCUUACCGUUCUUCGUCAAGGCUCUAUAUUAGGCUUGACAGCACUCCGCAGACGGAUGCUCGUCUCUCUGGAAAUCAAUAACAAGGAUCGGUCGUAUGCCUGGUUCCUUGCUUGGAUGGCUCAUCAAGCAUCUGCAUCUUCUAAGGGUCUCAAAACCACGCCUUGGGUGAGGAGCCAUCAACUAAGUGUUGAAACGGCUUUCGAGCAACGUAGUAACGGCAGCUCUUCCGUUCUCUUUAACCUUGUUGCAGGACCUGGUACACACUGGUUCAAAUAUCGUGGAGCCUGGAUGCAGAUGAAAAGAGAACGUGAAACACGCUCAACACAGUUAAUGUCUGGAGUUCCUUGGGAGACGGUCACUCUUACUACACUCUCGCGAGAUCGAAAUCUAUUCCCAGGGCUUCUGUCAGAAGCAAGGGACCUGGCAAUGCAAGGCCAGGAGGGAAAACUCGUGAUCCACUCUGCUUGGGGAAUCGAAUGGCGACCUUUUGGCCAACCUAGACGAAAGAGGCCACUAUCUAGCGUGGUUCUAGCUGAAGAAGUGAGCCAGAAAAUCAAGCAGGAUGUACAAGCAUUUUUGAAGAGACGGCAAUGGUAUGCUGAUAGAGGAAUCCCCUAUCGACGUGGUUACCUUCUCCAUGGGCCCCCUGGAUCUGGCAAAACGUCUUUUAUUCAAGCACUUGCUGGCUCGCUAUCUUACGAUAUUUGUCUACUCAACCUAUCAGAAAGGGGCUUGACUGACGACAAGUUAAAUCACCUGCUUUCUAAUGCACCAGAACGCAGUUUCGUCCUUAUAGAAGAUAUUGAUGCUGUUUUCAAUAAACGUGUUCAAACCAGCGAGGAUGGCUACCAGUCCUCUGUUACGUUUUCGGGAUUUUUGAACGCCCUCGACGGUGUUGCAUCAGGAGAAGAACGUAUCAUCUUCAUGACGACGAAUCACAUUGAAAAACUGGAUCCUGCACUAAUCAGACCUGGGCGAGUAGAUCUUAUUGAACUUGUUGACGAUGCAACUCCGACGCAAGCAAGAACUCUUUUCGAACAAUUUUACGGCGGGGACGAUCACUUUUCGGAUGUUACACAGGAACAGCUACGGAACAUCGCUGAGAGUGUACAGCAACUAGUGGAAAAAGAGAUGAAGGAAGGGAGACGCAUAAGUAUGGCAGCGCUACAGGGUCUUUUCAUUAGAAAUGGCCCUACUGAUGUCGUUGCAGCAUGUCAGCAGCUUUUAGUUUCAAGACAGGAAUAG